Messenger RNA from Prosopis cineraria, 819 nucleotides. Its product is annotated as miraculin-like. The transcript has a single exon. The coding region runs from base 21 to 668 and encodes 215 amino acids. The record is from RefSeq and is a predicted model, not a curated record. NCBI's taxonomy places the organism in Eukaryota, Viridiplantae, Streptophyta, Magnoliopsida, Fabales, Fabaceae. Gene Ontology annotation, molecular function: endopeptidase inhibitor activity.
AUACGAAAGCGUACAGAGAAAUGAAAACCCUAAUGUUAGCAUUCGUGCUGCUCUAUACAUUGAGCAUAAGCAUUCAACCACUACUUGUAGCAGCUGAUUCUUCACCUAAGGAAGUGGUUGACACAUCCGGCAAGAUUCUCCGAGCUGGAACCAAUUACUACAUCCUUCCUGCUGUUCCUAUUACCAGAUGCAGAGUACCCAAUGGCCGGUGCCGGAUUCAACAAGCCGGCUUCUCGCUCGCCAGCGUCGGCGAAUAUUGCCCACUUGAUGUGGUGGUGGUAGAGAGAUAUCAAGCCCAGCCAGUCACGUUUACACCUAUCAACCCUAAGAAAGGUGUGAUUCGUAUCUCUACCGAUCUAAACAUUCAGUUCUGUGGGUACAGUAAGUGUCCUCAGUCCACAGUGUGGAAGCUUGACCGCUUUGAUUAUUCAUCGAAGCAAUGGUUUGUGACGACUGGUGGCAUUGUGGGGAAGCCAGGAUGGGAAACUAUUAACAAUUGGUUCAAGAUCGAAGAGUGUGAUGGAGAUUAUAAGCUUGUUUAUUGCCCAAGUGUGUGCAAAUCUUGCAAGCAUUUGUGCAGAAACGUUGGAAUGUUUGUGGAUCAGAAUGGUAACAGACGUGUGGCACUCACUGAUGCUCCUUACAAAGUCAAGUUCCAGAAGGCUUGAUCAAGUGCAAGCUUCAAGCUUCCUCUACGAAUAAGUGUAGUAUAUAUGAAGUAAUACAGACAUACUGUACUUACUGGUUACCACUACACAAAUGUUCCAAUAAUCAUGUGAAUAAAACUAUAAUAAUAUUAUCCUCGUGUUUUAUUUCAAA